This is a messenger RNA of Elephantulus edwardii (Cape elephant shrew), 1151 nucleotides long. It is a transcript of the gene RDH14, whose product is annotated as retinol dehydrogenase 14 (all-trans/9-cis/11-cis). NCBI's taxonomy places the organism in Eukaryota, Metazoa, Chordata, Mammalia, Macroscelidea, Macroscelididae. Bases 80 to 1090 code for a protein of 336 amino acids. The transcript has 2 exons. The record is from RefSeq and is a predicted model, not a curated record.
GUGGCAGUCUCCGUUUGGGAAGUCUGGCUUUUCCGGACUCCCGCCCAGCGACCUGUGGGUCAUCUUGGCCCGAACAAAUAUGACAGUUGCUACAGUGGCAGCACUACUGGCAGCACUGGGUGGGGGGCUGUGGCUGGCGGCUCGGCGGUUCGUAGGGUCCAGGGUCCAGCGGCUUCCCAGCGGCAGGGCCUCCGGCCUCAUGCAGGGGAAGACCGUGUUGAUCACUGGUGCCAACUGCGGCCUGGGUCGCGCCACCGCGGCCGAGCUGCUGCGGCUUGGGGCGCGGGUGAUCAUGGGCUGCCGGGACCGCGCGCGUGCCGAGGAGGCGGCCGGGCAGCUCCGCCGCGAGCUGAGCCAGGCCGAGGGCCCCAGGCCGGACCCCGACGCCAGCGCGGCCGGGGAACUCAUCGUCAAGGAGUUGGAUCUGGCCUCCCUGCGCUCAGUGCGCGCCUUCUGUCAGGAGCUGCUCCAGGAAGAGCCUAGACUGGAUGUCCUGAUCAAUAAUGCUGGGAUCUUCCAGUGCCCUUAUAUGAAGACUGAAGAUGGAUUUGAGAUGCAAUUUGGAGUAAACCAUCUUGGGCACUUCCUACUCACCAAUCUUCUUCUUGGACUCCUCAAAAGUUCAGCUCCCAGCAGGAUUGUGGUAGUUUCUUCCAAGCUUUAUAAAUAUGGAGACAUCAAUUUUGAAGACUUGAACAGUGAACAAAGCUAUAAUAAAAGUUUUUGUUACAGUCGGAGCAAACUAGCUAACAUUCUUUUUACCAGAGAACUAGCCCGACGUCUAGAAGGCACAAAUGUUACUGUAAAUGUGUUGCAUCCUGGUAUUGUACGAACUAAUCUUGGGAGGCAUUUAAAUAUUCCACUGCUGGUCAAACCACUUUUCAAUUUGGUGUCAUGGGCUUUUUUCAAAACUCCAGUGGAGGGUGCCCAGACUUCUGUUUAUUUAGCCUCUUCACCUGAAGUAGAAGGUGUAUCAGGAAAGUACUUUGGGGACUGUAAAGAGGAAGAACUUUUGCCCAAAGCUAUGGAUGAGUCCGUUGCAAGAAAACUCUGGGAUAUCAGUGAGGUGAUGGUUGGCCUAUUAAAAUAGAAGUAAGAUGUAAAAGAGAGCUUUUUGUAAAACUGGAUAGCACUUGUAUCCAGGACCAGGA